AGUCGCAACUAUCGGCUCACAAGCGAAACACUGUCGGCAAACCGCUCACACCUGCCGACAUACGGAGAGCGAAGUUCCUCCGGAACCAGUUGGCACUUCUGCAUCGAAGCUAUGGAUCGCUGUCGAAAGAAUCUCUCCCGAAACCCUUGCGUGUGCAGGGGUUCGAAUUUCCUCUGGUCAACGAGGAGGACGUUGAGCUGCUGGAGACGGCGGUUAGAGAAAAUAGGAUGAUUCGUGGGCAAUUUAUCCGUUAUCUAACAGCGAAGAAGUCACCGAAAAUGGAUCUGGUGGAGAGUUUUUGUGUGUUCUUUGCCGACACUGCCAUGGUCAACUACAAUUGGAACGGAUUUUCGAACCACCGGUUUCCGAAGAAAGCUAUGCGCAGCUACAGUAUUUUCACCGAGUGUAUGUUGGAGGCUUGGUGCGACCAAGGCAUAACUCCAGAAGUGCUGCAGGUUAAGCUGAAACGGACAGUGGAGAAAAUCAACAACCGUCGAAAUGUGCAGCUCUCAAAGCUGCGCCGUAAGACUAAGCUAACGUCCACCGCCGGAUCGAACGAAAUAGUGCUGCUAUUGAAAAAUUAAUAAAAUAUUACCUGC
Ochlerotatus camptorhynchus is the source of this 599-nucleotide messenger RNA. RefSeq lists its product as uncharacterized. NCBI's taxonomy places the organism in Eukaryota, Metazoa, Arthropoda, Insecta, Diptera, Culicidae. The record is from RefSeq and is a predicted model, not a curated record. The coding region runs from base 228 to 584 and encodes 118 amino acids. The transcript has 3 exons.